AUGGUCCGUGAAUGUAUGGGUACAGACUGUACCACAAUUCCCAAGAGUAAUCUUUUGGAACAGUACAAGAUGAAUAUUCUCAAUCGCAUUUUCUUUAACAGGUUAAUUUGGGCUUUCAUAGUGAUCCUGUCUAUUUUUGCCACCAUCUACAUAAGCAUUUUAUUGGCAAAUCGUUUCAAUAGUUCACCCCUUCAAACAGUGAUAGAAAGCACCACUCAUCCAGUCGUCAAUAUUGUAUUCCCAGCGGUUACAAUCUGCAACUACAACCGUAUCGACUGGGCGAAAAUCGAGGAAGCUAAAAAGAAAUUCAUUCCAAACGCCACCAAGGAAGUCGAGGACUUGUUCGUCAAAUUUGUAUCCAAAAUGGAAAUCUUUAAAUUCGGAAAUUUUGACAGCUUUGAUGAGCUUGAAGAUGUCAACCUUCACCCUCUCGAUUUCCUUAAUAUCUCGCAGCUGAAUGAAUUCAUGAGCCACUCCUGCGAAGCCAUGUUCGUAAAUGGAUGCUGGUGGCGUUACAGGACAUUUAGAUGCUGCGAUAUUUUUGUUCGACAGAAAUCUGAGUUUGGAUUUUGCUUUGCAUUCAAUUCCGUAGUGAAUGAAGUUGGGUUAACGAAAUGGGAACAGAAUGAACCAGAUUGGCCUGUAAAGACGUCAACGUAUGGAGCCUGGAGUGGACUCAGAGUUAAUCUUGUGGCUCGAGCAAGUUCUAGAGUGCCGGGUAGCAACUAUCCCAUUGGCAUGAUGGUCAUUAUUCACCAUCCAUUCGGCUGGCCAAACGAUGGGUUAUUUGUUCCAGCUGGAACAUCAGCCGCUGUCGCCCUGAAACCCAUGCUAUCAUAUGCGAUGCCCUCCACUCGGCGCUAUGAUCCUGUAUCUCGUGAUUGUAUCUUUGUGGACGAGGCUUCCGACCCGAAGUAUCUAAAUUUACGUGGACUGCAAUACAUGAAAACCAACUGUCUCUCCGCAUGCCGGCAAAACUACAUGGUGGACAAAUGCAACUGCACUGUGGAGCCCUUUUUCCCGAUUGGAAGUUAUAAAGCAUGCACGGCUUCGGAUUUUCAUUGCUUGCUUCGACACAAUGAUCUCUUCAACUUUAUGAUAUCUGGCAGCGAGAGUGAUAACGAAGAGAAAAACCAAAGUGCUAUGAUCUGUUCCUGCAUGCAAGAGUGCGCGACUUUGGAUUAUCAAACCGAAAUCCUUCCAAUGCAUUUGCUUAAGGAUAACUUUACUGAGGAAAUGAUUAUCCUGGAUGUUCACUAUCAACAUGGAACCCUGAUCAAAUACAGAACUGAUGUCGUUUAUGGAUGGUUGGAUCUUUUAGUGGCUUUUGGUGGUAUUGCAGGACUUUUUAUGGGCGCAUCAGUUCUCAGUGGAGUUGAGCUGUUUUAUUACUUCACCAUUGGAUUCAUUGUAUACAUGCGAGACCAGUUUGGGAAAAUGAAAACUUCCAGAAAGGGUAAAGCUGCUCCAGUUCCCCGGAAAAUUCUUUUCGUUGGCCCUAAAGAAAUCUUGGCGGGAAAAUAUUAA
Molecule: messenger RNA, 1527 nt
Organism: Hermetia illucens (black soldier fly)
Lineage: Eukaryota; Metazoa; Arthropoda; Insecta; Diptera; Stratiomyidae
Product: pickpocket protein 19-like
Exons: 8
Coding region: 1-1527 (508 amino acids)
Biological process (GO): sodium ion transmembrane transport
Cellular component (GO): membrane
Molecular function (GO): ligand-gated sodium channel activity
Source: RefSeq, a predicted model, not a curated record